Paramecium octaurelia is the source of this 528-nucleotide messenger RNA. Lineage: Eukaryota; Ciliophora; Oligohymenophorea; Peniculida; Parameciidae. The record is from the annotation of a GenBank genome assembly.
AUGCGAUUGGACUUGUCAAACUUGCUAUGGUCCUUAUUCAUCUAAUUGUCUGACAUGCGAUUUAACGUAUNACUUUAUGCUAUCCAGGAUUCUAUUAUGAAAAUUUAAGUAAAGGAUGCAUAAGUUAUAUUUUUUUAAUUUAUCUAGCACCUGAUAAUUUGCAUCCUAAUUGUGUCCUUUCUAAUUAAUCAGGAAUAAAGUGUUUUGCUUGUAAGGCAUGGUACGCUCUACAAUAAGACGGCACAUGCUAACCUAUUUAAUGCGAUUAGUAAUGUUAAACUUGUUUGGAUACUAAUACAAGUUUUUGUACAACUUGUGAUAUCAGUCUAAAUAGAAUAAUGGAUAAUGGUAUUGUCAUUAUUAAUCAUUAAAAUUUUAUAAAUUUUAACCAAAAAUAUUAAACAACAAACUUGCAGAUGCUUACCGAACUUUGGUUUGAAAGAAAGAAAUUGUAUACCUUGUACGGAGGGUUGCUGUUAAGAAUGUGAAUAAACAGAUUUCUAUAAAUGUAAAUCAUGCAAAACAUGA